Messenger RNA from Dunckerocampus dactyliophorus (ringed pipefish), 1710 nucleotides. RefSeq names its product secreted frizzled-related protein 1a (gene sfrp1a). Gene Ontology annotation, molecular function: Wnt-protein binding. The coding region runs from base 143 to 1042 and encodes 299 amino acids. Gene Ontology annotation, biological process: non-canonical Wnt signaling pathway; negative regulation of canonical Wnt signaling pathway; canonical Wnt signaling pathway. Lineage: Eukaryota; Metazoa; Chordata; Actinopteri; Syngnathiformes; Syngnathidae. The record is from RefSeq and is a predicted model, not a curated record. The transcript has 3 exons.
AAACUCUGCAGCAGCGAGACUCAUCAGAGAAGGGCGACGCGAAGGGGAAUUUUACCUCAAAUUUCCUUGCAUUUCUUCAGGAAGUGAGCCCGUUGCUGGGAGUUGCAAUACUGUUUCCAAGAAGUUAACAUAAGUGUUUAGGAUGAUCCGCUUGGCUCUCACAGUGGCGUUCCUGGCAGCGUGCAGAGCGUCCGAGUACGAGUAUCUUAGUUGGAAGUCGGACUCGUACAACGGAGGGCGCAGCUACGGCAAGCCCCCCCAGUGCGUGGACAUCCCGGACGACCUGCGGCUGUGCCACAAUGUGGGCUACGGCCAGAUGCUGUUGCCCAACCUGUUGGAGCAUGAGACCAUGGCGGAGGUGAAGCAGCAGGCCAGCAGCUGGGUGCCUCUGGUGCACAAGAACUGCCACCCGGGCACGCAAGUCUUCCUCUGCUCGCUCUUUGCGCCCGUCUGCUUGGAGCGACCCAUCUACCCUUGCAGAUGGCUGUGUGAAGCCGUGCGAGACGGCUGCACCCCCAUCAUGGAGGCGUUUGGCUUCCCCUGGCCGGAGAUGCUCACCUGCGACAAGUAUCCUCAAGACGACGUGUGCAUCGCCAUGUCUCAACUCAAUGCCACCGAGUCCACCAAACAGACAGGUUACUCCCCCAUCUGCCCUCCCUGUGACAACGAAAUGAAAACAGAUGCCAUGCUGGAGCAUAUGUGUGCCAGCGAGUUUGCAUUCAAGACCAAGAUCAAGGAGGUAAAGCGAGAGAACAUGGACCGCAAGGUCAUCUUUCAGAAGAGGAAGAAGAUGUUGAAAGCAGGCGGCCUGAAGAAGAAGGACAUGAAGAAGCUGGUGAUGUACUUGAAGAAUGGCGCAGACUGCCCCUGCCAGCAGCUGGACAACCUAGGGAACCAGUACCUUAUCAUGGGCCGUAAAGUGGACAAACAGUUCCUUCUCACGGGUAUCCACAAGUGGGACAAGUCCAGCAAAGAGUUCAAAAAGGCCAUCAAGAAACUGAAGACCCACAAGUGCCCUGCCUUUGAGAAUGUCUUCAAAUAAGAUGACCUCCCUUUAUUUGGUCACGUCUCCUCCUGCAUAUGAACUUGCACAAGCAUUAAACUCCUAAACUUUGCUUUUUUAUUGUCUUGUUUAUACCUAUACAUCGUUAUGUGUUUACAGAUAUAAUUUUAAGCGCCCCCUACAAUUUAUGAGUGAUUGAUGCCAAAUUGAAGCGUUUCCUUUUUUUUUCCAGCUUAAAAAACCUGUAUCCAAAUUUCCACAACGUACGGUAUAUUCAGAUACUCUCACACUUACAUAGUACAUGUCAGCUCAUUUCGCUUGCCACUCUAGCUGCUUACUUGUUUUGCUAUUCACAUACAAUACAUACAAUUACAAAUACACCAACAAGUGCUCCAAAGGUUUAAGUGAUUAGACCAGAAUAUUGCUUAUAUGCUACAACAAUUCCGAAUCAUCACAGAUGUUUCUUAAUUAACAAUGAUUCUUCUAUAAUACAUAAGUUGCAUGUACUGUAUUCAUGCAAACUGUCCAAAUAUUGCCCUUGGACUUUGUAUUUGUAGUAUAUGACGGUGUUGGGUUUUGCUCGGUGUCGCUGAUCUGUUUUAGUGCUAUUUUGUGUCAGGAUUUGAAUGUCAGCGGUGCAUUUCUGCCUAUUAUGUGUACAUACAAAUUUUACAUAAAUAUGGAAAACCGAACUCGUCUUGUGUUUU